UGUGAAUACAGGCUCAUCACUUGACAGCAGUGUUUAUCACUGUGAGCCAGCUGUCACACUCGCUAUACUCUUCUUCUAAAAAUCAGCCAGGAGAAGGAAAUUCGUCUCCAGCGGACGUCUAGAAACAAAGUUUGGUAACCAUGACGACGUACCUGUUCCUGUGUCUUCUCAUACUCGGAGGUCAGAGGUCAUUGGCGUGCCCCCACCCUUGCUCCUGUCAGGGACGUCGGGUGGACUGCAGCGGCAGGUCUCUCACUUCCGGCUCCAUGCCCCCCAGUUUCCCGACAGGAACCACCGAGCUGCGUCUCCAUGACAACCUGCUGAGCACCCUCCCCAACGGGCUGCUGGACGACCUGACGUCCCUGCGCUCCGUCUCCCUCCACGGCAAUCCCUGGAUAUGUGACUGCGGCAUCCUCUACCUGCGAGCCUGGCUGAGACGUCAGACCACCGACGUCGCGUCCUACCUGGGGGCGAACUGCAGUUCUCCUCCCAGCCUGAGGGGGCGCUCUGUGGUGUAUCUGACCGAGGAGGAGGUGCUGGAGUCCUGCCACUACUGGUACUGCAACCUGGCCCUGGCCUCUCUGGGCUCCCUGUUGGUGUUUGUGGUGGUGCAGGCGGCUCUGCUGGUGGCUCUCAUCGUUUUCCUGAAGAGGUUCGAAAGGCUGACAAAGGAGGCCAAGCGGACCACGGAGGAGAGUUUCACGGCCGGGGAUGGACUCAGAGAAAACGAUUAUGAGCUUUUAAAGGACAGCAGCAUCUGAGAUGAAGCCCUUAACCCUCUUUUGACCAUAAAUAUAACUGGGGUGCCUUGUAUUUUUAUCUAGUAGCUGUAAAACUGUCAAAAAAUCUGCAUUGAGUCUGUAUUUUUGCUCCUUUUUCUAGAAACAACAUCAGUUAGUUUUUUUUACGAUGGGUUUGUUAGGGUCAAGAAGAAAAAAAGCCCCCAAAAAAAGGAACUUGAAAAUUUCAAAAAUUCAAAAUGUUUGACUAUUUGAGAUUUCUGAGUUCCUUCUAGGAAAAAUUUCACUUUCAAAAUCAGAAUUAGCUUUAUUUUGUAAAAAUUUUAGACUUUGUGGAAAAAAAUUUUUUAUAUAAAAUAUCUGAGACUCUCACAUUUUCUGUGUUUUUGUAGCACACCCAGAAGAUUUGCUGUGGGUUUCCUAUAAAACCCAGCAAAUUUUUAAAUUAAAAAAACGGUGGGUUUGAAAACAAACUGGGUUUGCUGGGUUUUCAAACUCAAAAUGUAAAAACCCAGACUGAGAAAUUUCUAAGCUUCUUUCUAAAAAAAAAUUCUGAGAUUAAUCUCAAAUUGUUUUCUAGCAAAUUUUCAACUUUUGUACCCAGAAGCUUCCUUGUUUUUCUGAAAAAAUAUCUGAGAUUAUUUUCAAAAUUUCUUUGUCUUUUUUGGCAUAAAUUUCCUCCUUCUUUUCUAUCUACAAUUACCCUAAUAUGCUGUUGUAGCUGUCUGGUUGUUAUUUAGCAUUUCAGUCUAUUAAUUAUGUUCUCUCUGAAUUACUCGUAGAAGUCGGUAAAUGUGUUAAUAAAGUUAUGAACCUUU
Molecule: messenger RNA, 1558 nt
Organism: Xiphophorus hellerii (green swordtail)
Lineage: Eukaryota; Metazoa; Chordata; Actinopteri; Cyprinodontiformes; Poeciliidae
Gene: gp1bb
Product: glycoprotein Ib platelet subunit beta
Exons: 2
Coding region: 141-761 (206 amino acids)
Source: RefSeq, a predicted model, not a curated record